This is a messenger RNA of Zootoca vivipara (common lizard), 480 nucleotides long. NCBI's taxonomy places the organism in Eukaryota, Metazoa, Chordata, Lepidosauria, Squamata, Lacertidae. The record is from RefSeq and is a predicted model, not a curated record.
AUGUCGGCAGAGCAAAGUCAUCAGCAGCGGAAGCAGAGCCCUGCCCUGCCCCAUGCCCUGAGCAAGAUGGUUCCAGAUCCCACCCUAGAACCAGAACUGCUCCACAAACCUGAAGAAGACCAGGAACAUGACCCCCCAGAAACCAAAGAACCAGAAGAUCUGCUCCAGGGAGAGAAGGGGCACCAAGAAAGGAAUGAGCCAUCUGACAAGCCUCCAACAUCUGACAUGGACAAGGAAGAUAAUCCAGAGUCCAAGCAGGGACCUCCAUCAGGAAAGGAGAAGGAGGGCCCACCCCAGACUCAACAGGAGCACAAGGAUACUCCAGCUUUGCCCCGUGCUCUGAGCCAAGAGUCCCUGAAGCCAACACACCCUCCUCUCCCUUCUCCUAAAGAAGCUGAAGGCCACCUCUACACCCAACCUCCUCCUCCUGUGGAACAGCACCAGCAGAAGAAGCAGCCAUCCCAGUGGCCCCCAAAGUAG